UUCACUUUGUUUUCAUUCAUUCGUAGUAGAAAUUAGUACACUACUACACUAGUAGCUUCUGUUUGCAUGGUUUCUUUUAUUUGAUCAUUCAUAGUGUCAAAAGGGGAUUGCUUGAUUAGUUCUUGAGUAAUUAAGUUGUGGUAAAGGUUAAUUGUGGGUGGGUUCAUAAUUAAUGUUUUCUGGAUUGAGAAUUCUAAACCUUAGUGAUUCUUGGAAACCAUUGUUGUUUGAGGUGUUGUAAUAAUUGGGAUUUGGGUAAAUAAUAGGUCUGGGAGUGCUUUAGUUUUACAGUCUGUGAAAAAGAGCAUUAGAGGAAGGAGAAAUCAUGGCCGGAGGUGGAGCGGCUGCGCCACCACCAAAACAAGAGGAAUUAGUACCACACCCGGUCAAAGAUCAGCUCCCCGGAGUUUCUUACUGCAUUGCCAGCCCACCUCCCUGGCCUGAGGCCAUACUGCUUGGGUUCCAGCACUUUCUUGUGAUGCUUGGGACAACUGUUCUCAUACCCUCCUAUCUGGUUCCCCAAAUGGGAGGAGGAAAAGAAGAGAAAGCUCUAAUGAUUCAGACCCUACAGUUUGUAGCUGGUCUGAAUACAUUAACUCAGACAUUGUUCGGGACUCGACUACCUGCUGUUAUUGGAGGUUCCUACACCUUUGUCCCCACGACUUUGUCAAUCGUCUUGGCUGGUCGAUAUAGUGGCAUUUUGGAUCCUGAGGAGAAGUUCAGGAGGACCAUGAGAGGAAUUCAGGGGGCUAUGAUUGUUGCCUCGACUCUUCAGAUUAUCAUCGGCUUUAGUGGCCUGUGGAGGAACGUAACCAGGUUCUUGAGCCCCCUUUCUACGGUUCCAUUGGUAGCUCUCACAGGAUUUGGACUGUAUGAGUUAGGCUUUCCUCUGCUCACAAAAUGCGUGGAGAUUGGACUGCCUCAGCUUAUCAUACUUGUGAUCUUCUCACAGUACUUACCACAUGUGAUGAAAGGCGGGAGAAAUGUCUUUGAUCGCUUUGCUGUGUUAUUCUCAGUGGUCAUUGUCUGGAUAUACGCCCACUUACUGACCGUUGGGGGAGCGUAUAGGAAUGUUGCCCAAGCAACUCAAGUUAGCUGCAGAACUGACCGUGCUGGGAUUAUAAGUGCUGCUCCUUGGAUCAGAGUCCCUUACCCGUUCCAAUGGGGAGCUCCUACUUUCAAUGCUGGAGAAUCGUUUGCCAUGAUGGCUACUUCCUUCGUAGCUCUUGUUGAGUCAACUGGUGCUUUCAUUGCUGUGUCAAGGUAUGCCAGUGCAACUCCAUUACCACAUUCAGUUCUUAGCCGUGGUGUCGGUUGGCAGGGUGUUGGCAUACUGUUCUCUGGAAUUUUUGGAACAGGAAACGGAUCAUCAGUGUCUGUUGAAAAUGCUGGUUUGCUUGGGUUGACACGAGUUGGAAGCCGAAGAGUGAUACAAAUAUCUGCUGGUUUUAUGAUAUUCUUCUCAAUACUUGGAAAAUUUGGAGCUGUCUUUGCCUCAAUCCCCGCACCGAUCAUUGCUGCUCUCUACUGCCUUCUCUUUGCCUAUGUUGGAGCGGGUGGCCUUGGUUUCCUCCAGUUCUGCAACCUGAAUAGCUUCAGAACAAAGUUCAUUCUUGCAUUCUCCAUCUUCAUGGGCUUAUCCAUACCGCAGUACUUCAACGAGUACCUAUCUGUGAAGGGCUACGGCCCCGUUCACACGAAUGCAAGAUGGUUCAAUGACAUGAUCAACGUUCCUUUCUCGUCUGAGCCAUUCGUUGCGGGAGUGUUGGCGCUGGUUCUGGAUGUAACGCUGCCCCCCAAGGACAACACAACGAGGAAGGACAGAGGCAUGCAUUGGUGGGACAAGUUCCGGUCUUACAAGACCGAUACGAGGAGUGAGGAGUUCUAUUCUCUCCCUCUCAAUCUCAACAAGUUCUUCCCAUCUGUGUAGUUCAAAGUGAUAGAAUGCACAUCUGAGUGUGUGUGUUUUUUGAUGAAUGGCUCAUUUUGGCUUCUAUGACAACUUUUUCCUCUUCAUAUCAACUUGUACUUUCUCUAAUGCCUUCUAAUCCUAGUAUCAAAUGUUUGACAAGUUCAA
Sesamum indicum (sesame) is the source of this 2077-nucleotide messenger RNA. The record is from RefSeq and is a predicted model, not a curated record. NCBI's taxonomy places the organism in Eukaryota, Viridiplantae, Streptophyta, Magnoliopsida, Lamiales, Pedaliaceae.